Amphibalanus amphitrite is the source of this 5626-nucleotide messenger RNA. RefSeq lists its product as uncharacterized. The record is from RefSeq and is a predicted model, not a curated record. The coding region runs from base 773 to 4054 and encodes 1093 amino acids. Lineage: Eukaryota; Metazoa; Arthropoda; Thecostraca; Balanomorpha; Balanidae. The transcript has 8 exons.
GCUGGGGUCAUUCAUAGUAGCUCACGGCGGGUGCUGAGUGACGGGCUCAGACUGACCGCCGGAGGGGCGUGGUGCUCCCAGGGCAAAGUACCGACCGCGCCCCAGUGAAACGCCGCGCCUAUAUUGUCUCUCAUAACAGCUAGCUGAUGCUCUGCUUGCAUAAGCGGGCGUCAGAGCGCGGUGUCGCAAUAGUUGCAUGACUCGUUACGUCAGGGGUACUCCUCCAUUCGGCUUUGGGCUCGUGUCUGAUGCAACCGCACCGUACCCGAACUGCUUGGAGGUGUGUCAGGAAGGAAUUAUCUAAUGUAUUAGCGAGUUACUACGCUGACCUUCGCAAGGCCGGGGAACACCCUUGCUGUACUGUUGUGGGAUACUCUGUAUGUAUUACGUAACACACCCCACCCAUUCUUAGCGCACCCUCGUGGAUGCAUGGGUGAUAUUCUUUCAUAUCGGUCCGUGUCAAUCAAUGAGACAUCGGCUGGCUGGCGACGGCGCCCGGGCCGGGGCUGGUCGGUCGCGGCGGCGGCGGCGGCGGCAGCGGCGCUAAGUUUAGGCGCAGCGCCGAGUCACAUGUGCGCCGGCCGGGUGGGCGGCACCGCGCCGGCCGAGCGGCCGUCAGAAGUGAGCCGGUCGUGGUGGGGUGCGGAUACAGGAGCGCCGCUGACGCCGAGCCGCCCGCCGCACCGCCCUCGAACCGCCCCCGUCCCCGCCCCCGCCCCCGCCCGAGCUCGGACCGUCCCGUGGUGUGUGCUAUGGUGGCGUGACACUCACCAUGGGCAAGAAGACCAAGAAGCGGCCGCGCUGGAGGAAAUUGUCGCUGGAUGACGGAGAGGAGCGGCGCUCUCCUUCGCCGGGACACAGCGAGGGCGGUGACGGCGUCGCCCCUCAGAGGGAGAAGUACCGGCCCCGCUCGCGCACCGGCUUCGCGCGCUCACAUUCCGUCACCACCUACGUCUUUGACGAGGACGAAUACACCAAGAUCCAGACCCCGCGUCAGGACAUGAUCUUCAAGAAGAGCGCCUUCACCCGUCGCCGGCCAGCCGCCGACGGAAGCCUGUCUGAGGAGGCCGAAACCAUGAGCGUGGGUGCGGGCUCGGAGCCGGCACCGCCUUCCGAAAGAGCCGCCUGUCCCCCGGCGGAACAGACUUCCUCGGGAACUCCAGAGCUGUCUGAAGUCUCCAGCGAGGGCAAGGCCGCCAGCGAAUGCGGCGAGGGGUCGGAGCCACGUGAUCCUUUGGCGGCGCUGGCGUCUCAGAUCCAGUACGCUUUCAUUGAUCCACAAGGCAACGUCUACUUCAAUGUGAUGGACGAGUCGGGUAUCAUCCACCUGCCGCCGGUGGCCGGCUACUACAUGGCUCCCUCCUACCCGGGUGGUCCCGUGGUCGCCACGCCCGUGCCCUGGCAGGCGGUGCCGAUUGCGCCUCUGGACUCGCCAGAGUACCAGGCGCUGAUGAGACGCCAGCAGCAGCAGUUGCAGCAGCAACAGCAACAGCAGGGGCAGCAGCAGCAGUGCUGCCAGGAGACGGGACAGCCGUCUGAGUGCCAGCAGGAUGGUCAGCAGGAGCAGCCGUCGUGUCCGCAGCAUCAGCAGCAGCAGCAGCAACAGCAGGACCUGGCCAGCGGUGACGGCAGCAGUGCGGCCGGCAGCCGACCGCGCUCCGAGCUAUCGGAUGACGCCACCAGCGCCACGGGCUCCCGGCCCAUCAGUCCCUCCGUCCCCGACCGGCACAACAGCUCCGGACCAGAGCACGAUUACGCCGAACAGGAGCAGCAGGCCUCGCCGGGGGACGAGGGCAAGACCCGCCGCCUCAAAAAGAAGAAGAAGAAGCAAAAGAAGAAGACACAUAGCGUCGACAGCGGGGUGACGGACGACGGCUCGGACGGGUGCCGCGAGCCGCCGCCCACCCCCGACUGUGUGGCCAUCUGCUCGGACUCGAGCGCCUCUGGUGACCGGGUGCGCUCCGACCACAAGACCUCUGGCCGGCCGGCCAGCGACCAGACAUCGUCAGGAGUACAGAGCGACGUCUCACUACCCGACUCACCUCAGCGCCGACCCUCCGGUGACCGCAGUCACGUGACCGACCCGGCGGCGUCCGACACUGUGUCACGUGACGGCCAGCUGUUGCACAGCGCCGCCACUGCGCUCAGCCGCCAGCUGGACACGCAGCUGAAGAUGCAGCCGACCGCCGUGGUCACCGAGCAGGCCGCCGAGCAGCCGCCGUCCUCCCAGCCCGAGAGCCAGCCAAAAAACGAGCCUGCGGCCGUCUCUGCGCUCGAGGCGGCCAUCCUGUCCCCGGCGCAGCCGGCUGCUGAGGCGGCGCUCCCCUGUGGGGAUCCUGACGCCGCCCCUGACAGUGGCCGAGACGCGACCGACGCGGUGGUGGACGAUGACGACUCAGAGGGCGGCUCGCCGGAGCGCGAGCCCGUUGAUGAUGACUCUGAGAGCUGUGACUCGUUUGUUUACGAGGACAAAUCGCUCGGCGAACCGGCCGCCUCGCCGCCGCCGGGCGAUUUUUUAGACACCGCUGCCACGCCUGUCGACAGUGACACUCUCUGCGACACUUCGCGCAAGAGCUCGUCCACGUCGCAGGCGUCGGAGGUUAUCGCUGAGUUUGAGGACGAGCCAGUGCCAGUGCGCACAUUUACGGACCUCUCUGUGCCAGUGGACCUGCGGCGCACGGUGAUUCUCGAGGAGACAGAGAGCGAGAGAGAUCGGGAGAGCUCUCCCGGUUCAGUCAGCUCUCAGGAGACAGGUCGGCUCUCCGAGAAGGAAGUGUCCGAGGAACGUCAGCUCAGGGCCUCGGAGGAGAGGUUAGACGAACACUCUGGCAAACUCCGCCAACAGGCGAUAGCUGAGGAGCCGGUGGCGUGCGUGAAAACUGCGGUAGAGGUCUGUGCAGUCCCUGACAUUAGUCCACCUUCAAAGGAAGAGAGCGUGAUAGGCCAAGUGAAUGCUCCUUCUGUACCUCAUGUGUUGACGCAACCUCCCGCACCACCCUCCUCAGAGGCUAGCUUACCGAAAGACACCACUGAGCCAUCCCCUGUUCUUCCUAGCGGCGCAACCGCUGACAAUUCUAAGGAGGUGCCAUCGGCUCUCUCCAGCGCUUCCAAAGUGGCCGAUGUUCAGUCUGCGGUGACGGCAGAGGCUGCGUCUGUGGCAGGUACCUCGCCCGGACCGGCUGUCUCUCUGCAGCCUCACUUGGCGGCACCGGCACCGGACCCGUCCCCUCCUCCGGACGGGUCGCCACCCUCCCCUCCUUCGAGCCUCUCAGACCGGUCCAUCAGCUCUGCCGUCCGCGGCUGGCUCAAGGACCAGUCCCCAGAGGCCGUGUUCGUCGUCGCCGACAACUCAGAUGAUUCUGACGUCGACGACGACGACUGGGAAAGCGACGCCGAGGCGGAAGCCUCCGCUCCCACCACCACAUCCGCGGCGCCGCCAAAAAACGUGCAAGGCAACCCUUCCCCUGCGUCACGCAGUAGCGUCCUCGCGGGGGAGAGGGUUGCCAACCGUACCAAGGCGUCGGCGGCGCGCCUCAACCCUGCCGCCUACUACUCACUGGGCGUGGCGCUGGACGAGUCCCCCUCGCCCCCUGCCGUCCUCCAGCUGGUCGAUCUGGACGAGCGCGCGGUGCUGACCGUUCCCCUGGACGGCUCUGCGCCGGCCGGUGUCCCCUCCGCCGGGGGUGACAGCGACGGCUCGGAGGAGGUGGACCCGGUGGCGCUCGGUGCGCCGGCGCCGGCCGACACUCCGCGAGCCUCGCUGGCACAGGAACUGCUCCAAGUGGGCUCCCUGCACCGCGCCAGUGACCGACAGCUGAUCGGAGACAGCGCACUGUACUCCGCCGCCGCCGCCCCCGCCGCCGCCCCCGCCUCGAAGGCACUCGUGUGCCCCGAGGCCAGAGCGGAGGCGGAGGAGGCGGACGAGGGGUAUGGCGGCAGUCCGCUGGCCUCCCCCCAGGCCCGGCCGAGACCUCGCGGCCUGCCACCCCACCCGCUGCACCACCUGGGUGCCGAGACGCCGGCCCCCUGGGGCGUCUGUUGCUCACUGCAAUAACUGCACAAGGCUCACACUGCAUGUUUAGAUGGCGCCAACCGUGCCGCGCAAUACACACGCAAUACACGGCGCUGAUCGGCGCUUGCCAGUCGCCACACUUGCCUCUGCCGACACCCGCCGUAGCAAGCAUGCAUACUUUAGGCUUGCCCGUAUUGAUACUGACAGACACACUGACUCAAUACACACAGUCAAAUCCAUACCCUGAUCAACAUACACAUACCUACAUACACAUACACACUCACAUACACGCACGUUGCGCGUCAUCCUGACCUGCUGUAUGCUGCGUCACGCCACGGACCUUGUUAUGUUUUCAAGUGCGGUUGUACGCGCUUCACUGAACAUGUGUACCAUUAUAUGUGUUUUCUAGUGUAGACUCGUGUUUUAUAAUCGCUCAUCGCGGCGCUGAACGUUGUGCAUUGUCCAAGCGGCGCUCUUGUGUACCGGUUGUCGGCACUCCCCGUAGCUGGUUCGUCUUCUAAACAAACAUGGCCUCUGUAACUAACCAGUAUGCCCGCCCGUCGUCCGCCCGCCCUGCCCCUCUGCGUACGGUGAUUCGAUUUGGUUUGUGUCCAGUGAUUGGUUUGGUGCCUUUGCUCUGUUGGCCGCCGGUGCAGGCAGAGGUGACUGUCGAAAGUGAGAAGGGUAAAGCGCGCGGCUGCGUGGCCGCGUCUCGAUCCGGACUGGUCUCUGCGCGAGGAGCCUCGAACUGUCCUGUCGGACCUAAUAAUUGGACCGCUCGCGCGGCUCCGCGCUGUGUUUCGCCAGUCAUCCGCUAGUCGGCGCUGUGGUCGCGGCACGCUGCUGCUCUAUCGCCGCCGUCACUGACGGCCUCCAUCGCUCUCUGCCGGUCGGUCCUCUGCUAUCCGCCGACCAGUUCUGAACUCUCUCUCCGCCUCUCGCUGCUCUCUGCUCUCUCCGCCGCUGCUCCGUGCAGCGCUCUCUCCGUCUGUCUGCCUCCAGUCGCCGCGCCGUUACACGUGAUAGCAGGCUGAUGGAGGUGUCAUGGCGGCCGAUCGGCCGUGCCGGUCGCCCCAUAUCAGUCCGAAACGGAGCUUACAUGGUGCCUCGGGACCGCGCGCCGCCAGCCACAAAAACAACUCUAGUUAAGCUGUUAUGGACUGUUGAACUAAAGGAAUCGAGCUGAAGUGGAGCGGCUCCGUGUCGGCUCGCCACCACAGGCGCCAAGUGGGUGGUAUUAGGAGAUGUGUUCUAAGGCCGGGGAGUUGCAGAUGAGAUAUGCGGGCCGCUGGCGCCGCGUGCGCUCGAUCGAGUCACUCGCCCCGGCGGAGUGUCCACACAAAGUUCCGCAGUGCGCGCGCGCGCGCGACUACUGUGGGACGUGUUACCGCUGUGUUGACAGUCCAGUCAUGUGCUGUGUUGAUAUAGAAAGUCAAGUGUCAAACGAACCCCGCGAUAUAGUAGCUGAUCGACCACGGUCCUGUUCGCUCGGCGCAGUAGUUGGCGAAGGAAUUCGUUUCUGUUGUCAGGAAAGCUGCCUCAAGGACACGAUAUAGUUGGAUUCAACGCUGCUGAGUUUCGUUAUAAUAAAGCCGAUUCUCCCCACUACAAUAA